UUUAUACACGUGCGCUCUUAUAAUUAUGAAGAAGUCUUGAAAAAUCUAGUUCUCAGGAUAAAAGUGCAGCGUUUGCGAAAGCUCCUUUUCCUCAAAAUAAAUAGAAAAUUGCAAGUUGUUUCAAAAUUGCGCGGUGCUAUGAAGGAGAAGAGCAAAAACGCGGCGAGAUCGCGUCGAGAAAAAGAAAAUGCCGAAUUUUUGGAAUUGGCGAAAUUGCUACCGCUACCCGCCGCAAUCACCUCACAGUUAGAUAAGGCAUCGGUUAUAAGACUGACGACUUCAUACCUGAAAAUGCGACAAGUAUUUCCCGAUGGUUUGGGAGAUGCAUGGGGCGCAGCACCACCUGUAACCAAUUCCAGAGAAACUCCCAUUAAGGAGUUAGGUUCAUAUCUUCUUCAAACGCUAGACGGAUUUAUAUUUGUCGUUGCACCUGAUGGAAAAAUAAUGUACAUAUCAGAAACAGCCUCCGUUCAUUUGGGAUUGUCACAGGUAGAACUGACAGGUAAUAGCAUAUACGAGUAUAUCCCCCCCGCCGAUCAUGACGAGAUGACAGCGGUCCUAAGCCCGUCGAUGCCGCCUCCUGGAACUUCGCCCAACCAGGACUACGAAAGCGAGCGCAUCUUUUUUCUGCGCAUGAAAUGUGUGCUCGCCAAAAGGAAUGCGGGCCUUACAAAUGGAGGAUACAAGGUAAUCCACUGUUCUGGAUAUUUGAAAAUUAAACAGUUCUCCGCUUCAUCUUCGCCGUACGAGGGCUGUUAUCAAAAUAUGGGAUUGGUUGCCGUUGGACAUUCAUUACCACCUAGUGCAAUUACGGAAAUUAAAUUACACAUGAACAUGUUCAUGUUUAGGGCUAGUCUCGAUUUGAAGCUUAUUUUUUUAGAUGCCAGGGUAGCUCAACUUACGGGAUACGAACCUCAAGACCUCAUCGAAAAAACUCUAUAUCAUUAUAUACACGGAGGCGACAUAAUUCCGAUGAAGUUUUCUCAUCACCAGCUGCUUUGUAAGGGGCAAGUUACAACCAAAUAUUACCGAUUUUUAAGUAAAGGCGGAGGAUGGGUAUGGAUGCAGAGUUACGCGACGAUUGUGCACAAUUCGCGUUCAUCAAGACCGCACUGCAUUGUAUCGGUCAAUUACGUUUUAAGUGACCUUGAAGCGAAAGAUCUCAUUCUAAAUGCCGCCCAAGGUUCGCCCAGAGAAGAGUCUUCGCCAAAUAAACACUCUCCUCUCCAUACUCCAACGCGCACCUUGGGUGGCCAAUCCAAAUACCAACUCGCCAGAUCCGUACAAUCGUCCAUUGUAUCCACACCGGGAUCGUCAGUACCAGAAGACGAUUUCGAUUCCAAUGGCGUCAUCGGCUACCCCGCCGACUAUCCCAGUGUGUUCCUGCCCAAUUUUAGUGAAGAAAGUUACUACCAACAUCAGCACUCGGAAUUUAUAUAUCAAUAUGCCGAGUCGGAACUCGCCCAUCACGCGUUACACCAAAGUCAGCCGAGGCCAUUCAGUGCGUCGUCCAGUAGUUGUAGCAGUAGUGCCGAAAGUGAUCAACCACAUAAUCAAAGUGUACAUUUACAAUCGAUAGGUAAUCCGUACUGUGGUGAUUCAUUACCGGGACAACACUUUAUGAACUGUUUCAACAAUAAUCCGGCUCACACUCAGCACGGAAACUCCUAUUCGCACGAGUUUAAACACCUCGCCCAUUCGCAAGGGCCGACUGGCUACACCAGUGUUAUAGUUGAUGCCCAACAAUACCAUGCGACACACGAAUACGUGCACUGACCUUCGGAUAGUGCGGCAACACUGUAAUAAUUCACUCGGCCGUGUUGCCAAUUUUAUGUUGAAAUAAUAUUACCUAUAUUUUUAAAGAAUUAUUUUGUGUUACUCCUUUUACUAUCAUUAUUAUCCCGAAUAGCGUGCCAUAUAUUAUAUAACAUUUGUUUUGAACGUUUCCCUGUAUCAAAAACAAAUUACUUGUACCUAUUUAUUUAUACUUAGCUUGGAUUCAUUUUAUUUUAUAAAAGUAUAUUAUACAGAAUGUAGUUGUUUGUGACAAUAAUUUUGAGACUGUGAAACUUGUAUUUGUAAAUAUAACGUAAAAUAUUGUAUAUUACCAUAUUUAAAUACUUAUGUCUGACCAAAUAU
This is a messenger RNA of Photinus pyralis (common eastern firefly), 2139 nucleotides long. RefSeq names its product single-minded homolog 1-like. Lineage: Eukaryota; Metazoa; Arthropoda; Insecta; Coleoptera; Lampyridae. The record is from RefSeq and is a predicted model, not a curated record. The coding region runs from base 139 to 1776 and encodes 545 amino acids. Gene Ontology annotation, biological process: regulation of transcription by RNA polymerase II. Gene Ontology annotation, molecular function: protein dimerization activity; DNA-binding transcription factor activity, RNA polymerase II-specific; RNA polymerase II transcription regulatory region sequence-specific DNA binding. The transcript is spliced from 8 exons.